Molecule: messenger RNA, 888 nt
Organism: Guillardia theta CCMP2712
Lineage: Eukaryota; Cryptophyceae; Pyrenomonadales; Geminigeraceae
Exons: 2
Coding region: 1-888 (295 amino acids)
Molecular function (GO): protein binding
Source: RefSeq, a predicted model, not a curated record
AUGUUGGGCACAGCGUCAGGGGACAGGAACAUCAUUGGGCCUGCGGGAAUGGAGUCACUUUCUAACUGCCUAGCAGUCAACACGACCCUUACGAGUCUGAAGUUGGAUGCAAACAGCAUUGCCCUCAGGGGCAUGCGAUCAUUGGCCCCAGGUCUGCACCUCAACACGUCCUUGCGAUCAUUGGAUCUCUCAUCCAACGGCCUCAAGAACAAGGCGAUCAAGCUCCUGUCCGACACUCUCGCUGUCGGCGGCUUGACCUCGCUUGACCUCAGUCGCAAUCAGAUCUCGGACGAAGGAGCGAACUUUCUUGCAGACGCGUUGAAGGGAGACAACAUCCUCCAGAGCCUCUGCCUUGACUUCAACGACAUCGAGGGGCCCGGAGGGCAGGCGCUCGGACUCGGGCUGAAGUCCAACACUAGGCUGACGAGCUUAUCCAUGUGCCACAACAAGUUGGGAUCCGCAGGGUUGUCAGGGCUAGCGGAGAUGUUCCCGAUCGUGGCCCCGUCGCCGACGAAAGCAGGAGGGAACGACACAGAGGGAUCGUUCUGCAUCAUGGAAAUCUUGAAGCUGAGCAACAACUCGAUUUCCAACGAAGGAGCGAAUCUGCUCUUCAACCGUCUCCGUGACAACUUCACUUUGAAGACGCUGGACUUGUCUCAGAACGCGAUCUCGCAGCAUGCUGCAAGAGAGAUCGGCAGCUGUUUGAGGUCCAACUGCUGUCUGACGUCACUGAACCUGUCCAUGAACAAGUUGCACUCUUUGGGAGUCUCGAUGAUCAGUUCGGGGCUUGAGCUCAACACAACGCUGAAGAAACUGUUUCUAAGGGAUGUAAAUAUGAAAGAUGAAUGCGUCGGUCAGCUGGCUGUGUCUCUGAGAUCAGGUGGGUAG